AUGAAUGUUCUAGAUACUGCUGAAGCUUUUUUUCUCCCACCUUACUCUCGCAAGUUCGUGCUUCAAUACUCAUUGCUACUUCACCAGCGUAUGGACCCACGAAGAGCUCGAGACCCUCGUUUGGCCGCCCGGGCGGAUCCCCGUCUACAACGCGCACAGCAGGAAAACCCAGCUCCUGUCCCGACUCCUCCUCCACCGGAAAAUAACGGGCAAACAAUUAGACCCCCGACAUUCAAACAGCGCCCCUUGUUCUGUGUUGUAUGUGCUAGCAACCAAAACCGUUCUAUGGAGGGCCAUCUUACACUAGCGCGAGCCGGGUUUCGCGUCAUUUCUUCUGGCACGGGCUCAGCUGUGCGUUUGCCAGGGUCUUCAAUCGACAAGCCCAACACAUACGCAUUCGGAACGCCGUAUAACACAAUUUACCAAGACCUGGAGGCCAAAGACCGCCGACUGUACACAGCCAAUGGGGUUCUCGCCAUGAUAGACCGAAAUCGGCAACUCAAGCUUGCACCCGAACGGUGGCAAGAGACGAAAACUGUCGCGGACAUCGUGAUCACGUGUGAAGAACGGUGUUUUGACGCUGUCUGCGACGAUCUAUUAGCCCGAGGAGGCGAAUUUAACAGACCAGUGCAUGUUAUCAACGUCGAGAUCAAGGACAAUCACGAAGAGGCGUCAAUUGGUGGUCAAGCUAUUCUUGCUCUGGCGACGGCGAUUGAGAAAGCUACCGACAUCGACGAAGAGAUAGACCAAAUUUUACAGACACAACAGGAAACGCAUCCGCACAGUCUCCUGCAUGCUGUUGCUUACUAUUAG
This is a messenger RNA of Mycena indigotica, 813 nucleotides long. RefSeq names its product Phosphoprotein phosphatase. The transcript has 6 exons. Gene Ontology annotation, biological process: termination of RNA polymerase II transcription. Gene Ontology annotation, cellular component: nucleus; mRNA cleavage and polyadenylation specificity factor complex. Gene Ontology annotation, molecular function: RNA polymerase II CTD heptapeptide repeat phosphatase activity. Lineage: Eukaryota; Fungi; Basidiomycota; Agaricomycetes; Agaricales; Mycenaceae. Bases 1 to 813 code for a protein of 270 amino acids. The record is from RefSeq and is a predicted model, not a curated record.